GCUGCUGCUAAUGCUGUUGCUGGAGGUGUUGGUGGUGGUGGUGAUGAUGAUGAUGGUGGUGGUGGUGGUGUUGGUGAACGUAACGAUUCGAUAAACCGACGAUUUUUCAAUAAAUCGACACUUUUUUUUUAUAUAUAUAUAGCUCUUUAUAUAUAUAUAUAUAUUAAUUACCUAAAAUGACAAGGUAAAAACAAGUAUAAAAGUAUAAAGAACGCUAUAUCAUAUCAUACGACGUUCAGUUUUUCGAUAAGAGGAUGCUGAACAGAGAGAAGAUUAAUAUUUCGUCGUUAUCAUUGAUAUCGACGAUUAUUAUUAAUAAUAAUAAUAAUAAUAAUAAUAAAAAGAAAAGGAUCAUUAUGGGGAUCACUAUGAGGACAAGUAAAAGGAGGAGGAUAACAACGUGGAAGUUGUUGCACCAGGUGAAAUCGGCCGAGAUUAUUAAUUUGGGUCUUCCCGAUGGAAUGCGAGCAGCCGAUCGAACGGCACCACGACCACGACCACGACUCGUCGUUGACGACGAAGCCGACCACCUUUCGUGUUUUCCCGCGUAAUUUGCCACGACCAAAGACCACGGACCCACGGACGGACGGACGUAACGGUGGUGGCGACGGCGGCGGGUAACAAUAAUUACACGCCAACGAACCUAACAACAACGGCCCCAAAAAAUAUAUAUAUAUAUAUAUAUAUAUUAUAUAUUUUUUGACCCAAACAAUUCACAAACGAGGAACGAUCCCUUUUCAACCCCCACCACCCCAACUGUCCCCAUACAUUGGUUAUUGGCUUUUCAUAUAUUUUUCUUUCCCUUUUUCUAUUCUUCCUUCAAGUCUCUUGUAAUUUCUAUCUUGUUUUAAAAGACUUUAUUCGAACGAUCUUCGAACUUAGCUUCUCAACUCCCCCUCACCCUUUCCUUCUUCGAUCGACCGAAUAUCUUUUGUCUCUCUCUUAUAUUUGUUUGUUUUUCUUUCGUUCAAAAAAAAAUCAUACGCGUAAUAUCCAUCCGAUGGCAGAUUAAAACGAAUCUCAUUAUAUUACCACCAUCACUUAAUAAACGUCGUUCCGAUUACUAAAAAUUGACGACAAAAUAUCGUUAUCCUGGUAUAACGAAAAUCUAAAAUAUGGAUUGCUGCAACUACGUCGAAGCGUACACCCCUGGCAAUCAUUUUUAUCAACAACAACAACAACCACAACCACAUCAUCAUCAUCAACAACAACAACAACAGCAACAACAACAAUUGCAACAGCAACAGCAACAGUUGCAACAUCAGCAGCAACAACAGCAAGCCUACUUUUGUUACAACAAUGCUAGUGUUGCUCCAUACGCGAAUUAUGGUACCGCACCGAUCUCGAACAUGCUCGAGACUAAUGCACGUUACAAUCCUGCUGUUGUGCCAGCUGCUUAUCAUCCGACAGAUUAUGUCUACAAUCCAAAAGAGGCUAGAAUACGUAAAGCUAUGCGCGAGCAAAGCAGAGAAUCCUCGAGACGUUCGAUCGUUCAGAAUACGAUCGGGAAUUCACAGAAGAAUCAUCUCGGAUCUUCUUCAACGUCAACGUCAACUACUACAACGAUUACAACGACGAAAACCACGACAUCACCACAACAACCACCACCACCACCACCACCACCACUACCACCAACAUCAUCAUCAACAACAACGACUACUACUACGUCAUCUUCUUUGACUGACGAAUUCUUAAAUCAACAAUCGCAACAACGUGAUCAUCAUCAUCAUCAUCAUCAUCAUCACCAUCUUGAUUGUGGUUCUUCAGGAUUAAACAAUUACCAAACAGUUCACUUCAUUGAUCAUCCACCAUCACGUCAACAGCAUCAACACGCUGAUCAUCCUGAUCGGCCAAUGAUGCCCCAAGAAUCUUGGUGUCCAGCUAUAGUAAAUGAUCCACGUUCUAAGUGUGGAUACAAUGAGAGGGGAACUGAAUGGUAUACUGGUGGUGUUAACGAUGCUAACGUUGACCAAAGAUCACGACUCGCCAUGCAACAACAUCAACUUAUUUUUCAACAACAACAACAACAGCAGCAGCAGCAGCAACAACAACAGCAACGACAACAACAACAGUUUCUUUUGGGCAAACAACCGAUAGAUAUCAUCAGUUAUCGUGCUGCAGCAGCUGCUGCUACUGUUGCAGCUGCAGCUAAUCUCGAAAGAGAAAUGAUUAGACGUCAACAAAUGCUUGCGAGUUAUCAAUUAACUGAAUUCCCUGAUAGACAAAAGUGGAGUCCUUAUCAGAAUGCCUCGCAUACGCAUCAUCAUCAUCAUCAUCAACAACAGCAACAACAACAACAGCAACAACAACAACACCCAAGAACGAUCCAAUUGCCAACCCCACCGCAAAUCGCAAUACCUUAUAAUGGCAGACAGGAAACAACUGCUCAAGGAACGUGGGGUCAUUUCAGCAGCCACAAUUUGCCUACUUAUGUUCCUGGUGUUAUUCGUAACGUUACGAUGCACGGAAUACGUCAGGCCAUAUUUUUGCGAGACAAUACGUCCAACAGGCAAGAUUUUGCUGAUAAUCAAUCGCAAAUACCACCUUACGUUCCACGAAAACGCGAACUCGGUGAUAAUUCUAAUCAAUCUUAUCCGACAACGGAAAAUCAGAUACCCGUAGAAACAUCUACAUCGGGUGGUAUGAUUCAGCCUAGAAAGUGUGAGAUCGUUAAGGAAACGAAAUGGCAAGCUAAUCCCGUGUCAAGUCCAAGGAUUUUCAACGGAUUAUUAAUUCCAGCGACGAUGACAUCAAAGAGACCAAGGGAUCAAGAAAAGGAUUAUUACGAUCGUAAUUCAUCCGAGAGUUUCGAAUCAAAGAAACCAAACUUAACUCAACCGUUGCCAGGAUUUCAUCAAGCAUUUGGUUCAACGGAGAUAGGAAAGUUCUCGAGAUCGGAAUAUUUUGCUAACAUGGUUGGCGAGAAGAGUAAUAACAAUAACGACGAGGUGGUAAUAGAAGAGGAUAAUAAAAAAGAUGACGUAAGUCGGAUGAUAAUGAACGUGUCAGAAAUGAAUGGCACAGUUUUACCUAUGAUAAUGAUGACGACGACGACGAAUAUAACAACAACGACAAUUACAACAACAACAACAACAACAACAACGACGACAACGACAAAUUCUAAUUCAACGAACUUUGAUGACAGAGAAGAAAAAGUUAAAAUUGAAAUAGUGGAAAACAUUAAACCACCAGCACCAACUCAUACGUCGAGUUUUGCCGUAGUUGAAUCAAAUGUUAAUAAUUUUCCAUCGUCGUCAUCAUCGUCAUCGUCAUCGUCAUCGUCAUCAUCAUUGUCGUCAUUGUCAUUAAUGUCAACCGAUGCUUAUUGCGGACAACGAACCAUUGUUUCGUCUUGGCACAGUCCGCACGUCGGUCCUGUAGGUAGUGAAAUUUAAUAAGUGUAUUAUUCAAACAAACAAACAAACAAACAAAACAAAAUAGGUUGCGAAACGUAAUCGCGACAAUAUUUAUUCGUUAAGUUUUUAGUGGUCGUCUUCCCGUCGAUAAAAUCGAUCGAUCAUUAAAGAAUGAUGAUGAUUGAAAAAGAUGAUAAACACAAAAAGAAAAUAUGUCUCGGAUUUUGUCCGAGAAAAAUGAUAACUGUGUGCCAAUGUGUGCUAAUAAAAAAAAAAAAAAAAUAAUAUUAUAAUGAUUACGAGAUUAAUGGUGAUAGUUAUUCGUCGUCGUUAAGAUGAUUAUAAUAAUUAUUAUGACGGCACAAAUAAAAAUAGCCUUUUUAAAUCAAAUCAAUAAAAUUAUAAUACAAGAUGUGCGGAUAAUUAUGAUAAGUUUGGGGGUGGAACAAGGGGUGGGUGGAUGUGUAUGGGUGAACUAAAAUCAACAUAAACUCAAUACAAAAAUUUCUUUCAUGAUUUAUAUAUUAACAAUAUUAAUAAUAAGUAAUAGAAAAUAAAUCAAUAUAAGAUAUAAGAGAUAUAUAUAUAUAUAUUGUAUUUAAUUACUUUUUAUGUUGAAUUUAAUACAUCCGUCAUAAUUAUCGGCACAAUUUAUUUAAUACAGUUGCAUGUACUUAUUACGUACAUAUUAUUAUUACAUUUAUA
Molecule: messenger RNA, 4061 nt
Organism: Polistes canadensis
Lineage: Eukaryota; Metazoa; Arthropoda; Insecta; Hymenoptera; Vespidae
Product: myb-like protein Q
Exons: 6
Coding region: 1116-3395 (759 amino acids)
Source: RefSeq, a predicted model, not a curated record